Molecule: messenger RNA, 4034 nt
Organism: Thlaspi arvense
Lineage: Eukaryota; Viridiplantae; Streptophyta; Magnoliopsida; Brassicales; Brassicaceae
Source: the annotation of a GenBank genome assembly
GGGAUGUCCAUUUUACCUUCCUCUUUGUGAGAAAUCUCUCCCUCUCUCUCUCUUCUUGUAGACUUCGUUUUCUCUCUUCGAUCUUCUCCUUUUUCGUCAAUCGAUCAAAUUUUCCAGAAGAGCGAAAAUUCCUUCUGCAGAUCAAAACCCUGAUAUUGUUUUACCCGUUUCUCCUCUUUUUCUCUAGAAUCCGCGUUGUUCUUCUCUAUUUAAAUCUUUUCCGAUGUAUUCUGGAAUCCUUGCAAUUCCCUCGUAGGGCUAAAAAACCCUAGCUGUCGAAGACCUUAGAUUGGUGCAGGAAACUAUAAUUUGCUUCGUUUUACCUAUACUUGAGGUUUUCCGAUUGAAAGCUUUUGGUCUGUUGGUUGAGAAUUGGUGGUUCCUCGGAAUCCGAUGCGAGAUUAGCCUUCUGACUUUAGGAUGAGCUAGUUUUUUUUUUUGGGUUCUUAGCUUCGAGUUCUCUGGAGAUUUUACCAGUUCUGGUCGAGAAUCGUAGAAAUACAACUUAGAUUAUCCGUCUCGGAGAUUUUACUGUACAUAUAGCUAGAUCGUGACGACCUGAUGAAGUCGCUGGUGGUGAAUCGUGGGGUUCGUUGUUAAGUUUGGCUACUAGCGUCGUGCGUUUCGUUUGAUUUGAAUGUUUUUGGUGGUUGCUUGAGAGAGUCGAGAAUACUUUAGGCACUGUAAUAUCGAAUAUCAAAAUUACACGGUGCUGCCAAAUUGUAAGAAGACUUUGUGUUUUUGGGUAUUUACCAUAGAGAACUACAGUAGAGCAACUUACUUAAGCGUUUGAGAACAUAUAGUGGCGUUUCUUGGCCUUGACCAGCUAAGAUCUUGUUCGCUCGUAAGAUGAGUAUAGCAGAUGAACAGCAAUUUGCAAUGGAUCAACUUGUCGAAACCAAUGAUGAUUCCAAAAAGAAACCAAGAAUUUCAUACACGAGAAAAUUUCUUUUAUCCGUGAGCGAUAAAGAUGUUUGUAAGAAGCUGCCAAAUUUUCCCAGUGAAUUUAACGAUUUACUGAUUCGUGACUCUGAAGAUACUUCACCGGAGCGACUGAGAAAAUCCGGCGAUUUUUCGUCUCACGGUUUGAGGCGGAAUGACUAUAGUUCAUCUCCUCCCAUCAGGGGUGAAUUAGGCAGUAACUCUCGAGGCGUCCAUGGAAGAUGGGAAGGGCGCUCAGGUGGAUGGAAUGAUAAAGAUGGUGACUCACAGUCAGACCGGGACCCAGAGUCUGGAAGGCGUUCUGGCAUGCCAUCUCGGAGGCCUUGGCAAGCACCGGAGCAUGAUGGACUUCUGGGGAAAGGUUCUUUCCCUAAGCCUUCUGGAUUUGUUGCGGGACCGUCUGGCCCCAAACCUCAGUCUAAUGACUCGUAUCAGCUGAGUAGAAGCAAUGAACCUUACCAUCCUCCUCGCCCAUACAAGGCACCACCUUACACUCGACGUGACACUAGAGACUCAUUAAAUGAUGAGACAUUUGGUUCUUCUGACUCUACAAGUGAAGAUAGAGCAGAAGAAGAGAGAAAAAGAAGAGCUUCUUUUGAGUUGUUGAGGAAGGAACAUCAAAAAGUAUUCCAGGAGAGGCAAAAAUUAAACCCCGACUUGCGUAAAAAUGACUUUGAUUUUACUGAACUGCUUGGGGAGUCCAAAGAUGAAAAAGAGGUUCCAAGUAGAAGCGAUGAAGUCAAUAACGCUCCAGCAAUUCCUGUCUCUAAUAACCCAUCUUUUCCGUCUCAAAGCAAUGCACCCAGACCGCUUGUACCUCCUGGUUUUGGAAGCACAAUUUUGGAAAGAAAGCAAGGGGACAAACCUCAAACUGAAACUUCUCAACAUGAGCGUAGUCCUUUAAAUAUCAAAGGCGUCAAUAUGUCGAACGGAACGUCUGUCGCUAACGAAGAAAACCCGUUGGGAAUUACAAUUGGCUCAAGUGAGAUGCGGGUAGAAGAUACAUUUAAAAAGGACAAAAGCUUCGGAAACCUUUCCUCCAUUUCAACUGCUGCCGAAUCUCAGGGAUAUCCUAGAAAAAUUGAGCAAACUACAGGGACGUUGGACCAGAAGAAAAGCUUGGAGAUUUCGGAUGAGCCAUCAAUCCUGGAUAAGCUAUUACACAACGCUAUAAAUUUGAAUAGUGGUGACUCCUCUACUAUUGCACAGGUGAAUUUUUUUUUCCUAUAAUCCGACAUGCCUAUAUUGAUCGGUUCAGAUAACAAGCCUGUUGAAGAUCUCCCAUCCAGCGGGCCACCAGGAGGCUUAUUGUCACUACUUCAAGGUGCAGAUAAAUUGCAAACCUUUGACACAAAAGCUAAGGGUGAACUUUCGAUGGAUUUUCCUUACCAAGGCCAUGCCACGAAAAACAUUGAUAAGCUAAGCAACACUUCCUCCGCAAGUAAAUCAGUAACAGCUGUUCCACCUGUUCUCACUUGUGAAGACCUCGAGCAGUCUAUUCUGUCAGAAGUCAGUGAAAGCUAUCAUCCGCCUCCACCGCCAGUUGAACAAGACUCGAGUAUUUCUUCGGCGAUGAAGACCAAACAGCGUAAAACAUCUGUUGAUGACCAGGCUUCGCAGCACCUUCUUUCUUUAUUACAGAGAAGUUCAGACCCAAAAAGUCAAGAUACGCAGCUACUUUCAGUUACAGAGAGUAAACCACCACCAUCUUUGAUUGUGAAACCAGCUGCAGCAGGAGAAGCAGAUCCAGGGAAGUCUUUGACUCUUGAGAAUUUGUUUGGGAGUGCCUUCAUGAACGAACUGCAAUCUAUUGGAGAACCGGUCUCUGGAAGAACUAUGGUUUCUGAUGCUCCUGUGGUCCCGCUUCGAUCAGCCAGGUCUAUCGGUGAGCUGAGCCAAAGAAACCAAGUCAGACCGGACGGUCUCCCCGGAGGGCUACUAGGCUUUCCAGAAGGUGGUAAUUUACUUGCAGUUGGAGAUGCUGCAAACCCACAAAAAUACAUGUCUUUUCCAGGAUCCCAUAAUCAGGAGCCUGAAGUAAAUUUCAACAUCUCUGAAAAGCUAGCUGCUUUAAACUCUGGUCCAAGGAACGAAAGACCAACAUUGGGAGGUCAAGAUGGUCCUUUUCUUCACCAUCAUCCCCAGCAAUACGCGACCGACCCCUCUUCUCACUUGAAUGGCUCAGGCCCAGUUUUCCAUCCGCUUGAUUCUCGACAUGCUCAUGUAAAACCUCAACACGAUUUCAUGGGCCAAGGAAGCAUCAUAGCUCAACAUCAGGAUCCUCCACCAAAUCACCGUUUUCCAGCAAACAUGAUUCAUCGUCCGCCUUUUCAUCAUUCAACAGCCAGUGGACUUUCCGAGUUUGAACGUCUUCCUCCACAUAUGAUGCAGAAGAUGCAUAUGCAAGACAACAUGCAACACCAUCACCUAAUGCAAGGAUUCCCCGGUGGUGGUCCACCACACCAUCACACUCCUUCUCAUGUAAACAACCAAGUGCCAGGUCUCAUUCCCGAGCUGAAUCCAUCACAAGGCUUUCCCUUCGCCCAUCGCCAGCCUAACUACGGUAUGCCUCCACCAGGUUCUCAAGUUAAUAGAGGAGAUCAUCCAGCUUCACUGCAAACACUCUUGGGGAUUCACCAGAGGAUGGACCCUUCGAAGAAGAUACCGCCGAUGGGUCAAGCCGGUGGUCCUAAUCGUCAGGGCUCUAUGGGUCAUGAACUCGACCUUGGUUUUGGCUACAGGUAACUCUGCUCUGCCCACAAUCCUCUUUAACACUCUAAGAGGCGUGUCUGCGUUACACUUGAGUUGCUUUGUGAUGUGCAAGUAAUCAAAUUACCAUUUGUGAAUUUUUAAAAAGAAAAGGAAAAAAUAAACUCUCUAUGAACUCUCGUUUCUCUUGCUGCUUGUGAUAUCUGGGAUGCUUUUAGUUAUAACAAUGGUAGAGACUUUGAUGAACUUUCGAGUCCGUGUGUUUGGCAUUAUCUAUUUUCGGUUUUUUGUUUUUUUAAUAGCGUAAUUCAAAUCUCAAUUGCUCUAUCGACAUGUUUGAAUUAUACUACUACAACUUUAUAAAAGUUAAUAAUAACCUAAGG